AUGUCGUCUAGGCCAGAGUUCGAACACCGAGAAUCCGACGAGUACCUGCUCAAGCGGGACCACUACGUCGACCAGAUCAAUCGAUCCCGGCGCUGGGCCUGCCUGCGCCCGCUCAUCUACAUCGGGGUGGUGGUGGUUGGCUUCGUCGAGAUCAUCGUGCUCUUGGUCUACUUGGUCGAGACGAGCAGGCAGCCGCCCCUACGCGAUCUGAACGGGUUGGUCCCGGAUUUCCCCACGCAUCAAGUUCUCUUUCGGCUCGAUCCCAUGGCCGUCUCGGACCAUCGGACAGAAAGCUCCAAAGCCGCCACGAAGGAGAAUUGGCUUUCGUACAUGCCGCGGGGUAAUGGGUUCAUCGCGGUAAACCACACGGAACAGCUGGAAUACGUCCUGUCCCCGCCAAUCGAGAAGUUCGGCAAGAAUCUGUACGCGGUGGCGGUCUUCCACCAGAUGCAUUGCCUGUAUGCGAUCAUGUCCGCGUACGACGAUCUCAUCGCCGGCACAUCGUCCACGCACAAGGUCCGCGACGUCCACGAGCACGACCAUUUCCAUCACCAUGGACAUAGCGAUGACCCCACCGAGGGUCCCCACGGGCAUGUGAACCAUUGCUUCCAGUAUCUGCGGGAGUCGCUGCUGUGCUGCGGCGACACCGCCCUGGAGGGCCAGGGCCAGCGGGCGCAGCCCGGCACCGACGGGACCGGGGCCGUGCAUGAGUGUAAGGACUUUGAUGCGAUCAUGGCGUGGGCGGAUGACAGACGGAUUAUGGACGGUAAGCAUCCGUGA
Aspergillus japonicus CBS 114.51 is the source of this 780-nucleotide messenger RNA. RefSeq lists its product as uncharacterized. Lineage: Eukaryota; Fungi; Ascomycota; Eurotiomycetes; Eurotiales; Aspergillaceae. The transcript has 4 exons. The record is from RefSeq and is a predicted model, not a curated record. Gene Ontology annotation, biological process: mycotoxin biosynthetic process. The coding region runs from base 1 to 780 and encodes 259 amino acids.